AUGCUCAACAAUAAGGUUCUAAGUAUUUGUGGCAAAACAGGGACUAAUCUACCUAAGAAUCGUCAUGGUCUGAUGAAACUUCUGCGGAUACGGUACCACCAGAAAUUAUUCCAGAUCUUACAGCAUCGGUUAUCCGAUCAGGAAUCCUCCAUGAAAGACUCCAUCGAUAAGAGGCAUCUAUACAAUCAAUACAAUACUCGACAGGACCACUUGGGCUCGCUUGGUCUACCCAAUGAGGUUGGGUCCCGGCAGGUUGACAUCCCUCUCUCCUUGGCCAACAAAAAGACAUCGUUCGUUAUUCCUGGACUCAUCAGUGACUUAUACCACGGCGGGAAUGACUAUUUCGGUGACUUACUGAGAAAGCUCAACCCCUCCUGGACCAAAGGAUCGGUACACCAACGGGAAGUGAUCUGGAUUUAUGGGACAAAAGGAUUAGGCAAGACACAUCUCUGUUCCGAAUUUGCAGACAAACACAAAACCUGUUAUUCGGGUGUCUUUUGGUUCAGUUUUUCUAAAGAACAAACCCGGUUUGAGAGUCUCGAUCCCUCAUCUAAAAUACGUACGCUUCAUCAACUGUCUGAUGUUCAAGAGCCAUGGCUUUUGAUCAUAGACAAUGCUCCAUCCUUGACAGAGGCAGAAGAGCUUUUCCCUUGCGGCGACAAGGGACACAUUCUUGUCACGACCAAAUCAUCUCCUGCUAGGACUACUGAUUCCAUUCACGUUUUGGACAUGGACCAUGAAGAUAAAAAGGGGUUCCUUCUGUGGGAUGCAGGGUUUGUGAAGCCUUGGAGUGACUCAGAUAUUGCGUGGAACGAAGAUGUUGGAGAGUGGAAUUCAAGGGCGAUACCUCACAGAAACUGGACCGACACUCCCAUUUCCAAGGACGCAUUGAAACUACUCAAUAUUUCCUCCUUUUUUACCACCAGAUACAUCACUUUGGUCACCUUGGCAAAAUCACUCAUCAUAUACGAAGCCGUUGUGAAAGAGCAGCGACGGAAGCAGUCGAACAUAUGGGCAGGAACAUGCAGAAUUAUCAAAUUUUCGCCAACCAAACUCGCCAGACAGAAUGGCGAAGUGCACAAUAUGCCUCAAGCCUCACCUUGUCGCCAAAUCCCAGGGUCGCUUGACCGUUCAAGAGCUACUUGUGCAAGGACGGAGUUCGUUGACAUGUCGUCGCUUCAACACCACCCAUCCAAUGAUACCUACUCGAUGGAUGCUGCCGUACGAAGCUGGAAGACCUACGUCAAUCUGACGACGAACUUUAGCAGAACGUUGCCAACAGGGUAG
This is a messenger RNA of Penicillium egyptiacum, 1287 nucleotides long. NCBI's taxonomy places the organism in Eukaryota, Fungi, Ascomycota, Eurotiomycetes, Eurotiales, Aspergillaceae. The record is from the annotation of a GenBank genome assembly.